Messenger RNA from Lytechinus pictus (painted urchin), 6382 nucleotides. RefSeq names its product DNA repair protein complementing XP-C cells homolog. The transcript is spliced from 17 exons. Gene Ontology annotation, biological process: nucleotide-excision repair; mismatch repair. Gene Ontology annotation, cellular component: nucleus; nucleotide-excision repair factor 2 complex; cytoplasm. Lineage: Eukaryota; Metazoa; Echinodermata; Echinoidea; Temnopleuroida; Toxopneustidae. The record is from RefSeq and is a predicted model, not a curated record. Bases 279 to 5312 code for a protein of 1677 amino acids. Gene Ontology annotation, molecular function: single-stranded DNA binding; damaged DNA binding.
UAGCAAAAUGAAUUAUGCAACAACAACACCACAUGCUCGUUGUUUACACAAUCAUAGUCAUAGAACACCACGCCACGGCACGGGGGAUUCAACACCACUCGCGCUCUCAUCGCGUGCAAAGUCCAACUGACAAAAUUACACCAAUUCCAAGGCCAAUAUUCAGAGGUUUUCCUGCCACUUAAAGCUAAAUUUUUAGUGAAAACAGCUGAAAAUAAAACUAAGCAUCAAGAUCGAGAACGGUACAUGACGACCUGAACAGCUGUUCUCUUAAGAGCACCAUGGCCAAACGCAAGUCAUCUGGUCCAGUGAAGACAUCCAGUGAACUCAGCAGGAAAACAAACACUGAGCCUAAUCUAAAGGUCAGAGGUCAAGUCAAGAGUCAAGUAAAAACAAAUGAAAAAGAUACAAAGGUCAAAGAGAGGUCAAAGGUUAAAGACAGUCAGAACACUUUAAGCCAGGAUGAAAGGGUAGCACCUGUUGAAAUCAGUCAGAAUGGACCAAGGAGAGGUAGGAGUGCAAAAUUACAAGCUGUCAAGAAAAUGUCAACUAUGCAGGAAGAUGUAAAGAGAACAGAAGGCAUUGAGGAGAAUGAAUCAGAAGAUGAUGAUUACGUUAGUUUGGAUUCAGAAUAUAAUGAUGAAGAAGAUGAAGAUGACUUUGAAGCGACACCUCCAUUGCAGAAGAGAACAUCAAAUACAAGGCAGAAAAAUCAUGGAAAAAUGAAAUCCAAAGAUAAAAGCAAACAAGUAACUAAGGAACGUAAAGUAGUUCCUGUUAGACAAAGUGAGAAAAUCUUUGAGGAAAGGUACGUCUGCCAAGCUUCACAAGAACAGUUUCUUUCAUUAAGUGACAGUGGUUCUUCUUCAGAAGAUGAAUCAGAUUUGGGUGAAUCAAAACCUUCGUCAUUAAAGACAAUCCCUGAUAAAUCUGAAAUUAUAAGUGCCACAUCUCAAAAAUCAAAAUUGAAGGAGAUGAAAACAGAUGGGACUGACUCUUCUCUUGUAAUACCUUCUCAGCCUACAACGAAGUCAAUGUUUGAUGAUUUAGAUGAUAUACCAGAUUUCCAGGGCUCUCAACCAGGGAACAAUCAAUCCUUGUUUGAUGAUGUAGAGGUGGAAAAUAAUCAAAAGGAAUUAAUCCCUCAGGUAGAAAAGACGAAUGUGAAAUCAGUGAUUAGAUCACAGUAUUUUGAAGAUGAUGAGCCAGGAGGUGCUCAUGAGGAAGUCUCACCUCAGGAAAAAGAGGCUGAUGUAAAACCAGUGAUAACAUCACAGUAUUUCGAUGAUGUUGAUAUAGAAAGCGAUCAUGGGGAAUUAACACCUCGAAAAAAGACUGUUGCAAAACCAGUGGUAACAUCACCAGUGGUUACAUCAGAUUAUUUUGAUGAGUGUAGCAGUCCUGAUUCGAAACACCUUUCAAAAAUUAAAAACCUGAGGAAGAGAAAGCUACAUGUAAGUGAUGCAAGGUCUGUGGUCAAGUCUACUACCUUCAAUGAAAGUGACAUUUUGGAAAAAGAUGAAAGUGAUUUUGAAGAAAGUCCUCCUGAGAAAGCAAAGAAGCAGCCGAAGAAGAGGAUUGCCAAAGUUAAGCAAGCCUCCAGUGAAGAAAAGAAAAAUGAGAAGCAGACCAAGAAAGAUGUUAAAUCCGCUUCUUCAAAGAAAGACGAUCACACAAAAAGCUAUUCUAAUACAGCAAAGAAACCAGUUGUAAUGCUUGAAAGAAUUACAGCAAAGAAACCAGUUGUAAUGCUUGAAAGCAGAAAAGGGGGCUUUAAGGGAAGUCAUCCUGAUGUGAAAAAUGGUUGUACCUCGGGUAAAACAGCUACCAUUAGUGAGGAAAGGAAAAAUGAGAAACAAAGCAAGAAAGAUGUUGAUCCCAAUGUCUUACCUGCCAUGUCAAAGACAAGAGGUAGCACUAAGAGCCAUUCUAAUGCAUCAAAGAAUCCAGUCGUAAAAGCAGAAAGCGGAAGAAGAGAUAUGAAAGGUGGUCAACGUGAUGCGGCAGAUGAUGCUACAAGAGGUAAAAAAACAACCGUAAGAGAGGAAAAGAGUGAGAAACAAAGAAAGAAAAGUAGUAAUGCCAGUGCCCUGCCUGCUGAGUCAAAGAAAAGCGGUAACAUGAAAAGCCAUCCUAAUACAUCAAAUGUAGUAAAUUCAGAUAGCACUAGAGGCUUUACACGAGGUCCACCUGAUCGAGAAGGUAGCACAAAAAAUGUCACAAAGAAGAGAAAGCUUUCCACUGUAGUGAAAAACUCCUCAACGGGUAAUGUCAAGAAAGACAGGAGAGGGGAUAGAGACGGUGUAAGUGAACACAUCAGCAGCCCUGCCAAAAAGAGGAAAAUGUCGACCAGGUCAAAGAGUUCCUCAGCUAAUACUGUUAAGAGAGCAGGAAGAGACACAACAAAGAGAAAGAUGGCAACUAAGAAGGAGGAAAAGAAGAUGGAAAUAGAGGUGAAGGAGGAGGAUGCUGAUAUUUCAUCUGAUGAAUCAGAGUGGGAGGAAGUGGAAGACACACCAAUGAAUGAAAUAGGAGAACCAAUGUUGACGCCAAGUCCCAAGAAAGCUAAUGAUCAGGAAGUAUCCCUGGAAAUUGAUAUUGAUCUACCAGGAAAAUCCCAAGCAGGAAAGAAAAAAAAAAGAGAAUAUGAUUGGGCAAAUUAUUUCCAAUGGCAAGUCAAUAAAUAUAACAAGGAGAGACAACUCUUGCUACACAAGUCACACCUUGUACUACUUCUCACAAGUAGUUUCCAUAGCAACAAUAUAUGUAACCAGAUAGAGCUCCAGUGCUUGGCUCUCUCCAUAAUCCCUUCUGAGCUUGUAUCCAAGAGACCAAAGCAACUAAACAUCAAUUAUCUCACCAAACUUCUUGGCUGGUUCAAGAAUAGUUUUAAGAUCAAAUCUGAUCUGAAGGAAGACUUGACGGCAUCACUUGAAAGGAUUCUGCCUCCCAUGUUUGAAAAGAGACAGGCUGCUUCAGAGAGACAACUGGUUCAUAUGUUUGCAAUUAUUCUGAGGUGCCUAGGAGUGGAUGUUCGUCUCAUUUUCUCUCUCCAGCCUCUAACCUUCAAGGCCAAGAAACUUACUAAGAAAUUCAAGAGAGAAAAUGCAAAUGCUCCCGUCAAGAAGCCAUCUGGUCAAAAGACAAUGCAGGAACAGAAUGAAGUGCCACACAAGCAGUUGGGCUCUUCUACUAACAUCUCAUCUCCCACAGAAUCAGCUGAGUCACCCAGGAAACCAGCAUCAAGUAAUCCUACAUCAAGUGCUCCAAAGACCCAUUCCACAAAGACAACACUUCAGAAAUCUAAACAACAAGCUACUAAAUCCUCCUCAAGCAAAUCAUCAGCAAGUGCUCCUCUCAUAUGGUCACCUUCAAAAGAUGGUCUCAUGCCCAGCAAGUCAUCAUCCCAUUCUUCAUCAUCUACUUCUUCCACAAAGAUUCGGUCUAUGCCAUCGGGCACAAAGACAGAUUCUUCAAAGUCCGGGCAGCCAAGUAGCAAGGGUUCCUCAAAGAAAUCAUCAGCAAAUGCACCAAAGACACAGAUCACUUCAUUGAAGCCAAAGGCUACCUCUUCCAAAUCUGUUGAGAAAAUGGGAAAAGUACCUAGUGGGAAAGUCAUAAAGGAGGAGAAGGCUGCAACAAGGAAAAAGCCUGAGAGUUCAGUGGGACUUAACAUGAGUGGCAAUAUGGGUAAGAAAGGAAAAGAGAAACAGGAGCCAACAAGUGAAAGACAUGCUCCUAAAAGAAGUCUUAGGGCCAAGAACACCUCCAGAAGGAGGACAGCUUCAAAAAUGACCCCACAGUAUGAUGAAAGGGAUGACAAGGAAGAUGAAUCUGAUGAUGAUCAUAGCGACUAUGAGGAGGAACUCAGAAAAUAUGUAUCUAAGAGGAAAUCAAGGGCACCAUCUGCCAGCGGAUCCACCAAAAAGAAAGCGAAGAUGUCAUCAUCGGUGUCCACCAUGGAGGAAGUGUCAUCCGAUGAUGAUUUUGAAGUGAAAGUAAUGAGUGUCACAAAGCAACCAAGGAAGGCUGAAACUACGAAGAAUGAAAACAAAAAGAAAGUCUCAAGAAGAGUCUUGUCAUCUGAUUCUGAUGAAAGUAUUUUAUUGGUGGACAUCUUGGACCCAGGUUCUGAUAUCUGGCUUGAGGUGUAUCUGUCUUCUGAAAAGCGUUGGAUUUGUGUAGACUGUGUGAGAGCACUCAUUAACAAACCUGAGAUGUGCGAGAAGAAAGCAACUGAACCAAUCACAUAUGUCAUCGGUGUGGAAAAUGAUGGUUGUGUGAAAGAUAUCACCAGAAGGUAUGCUUCCAAGUGGAUGACUGAGACUCACAAAUUGAGACCAGUUGAUGAAUGGUGGGAAGAAACCUUAACACCAUACCAGAGUUACAAGGAUAGAGACAGGAAAGAGGAUUUAGAUGUUCAAAAUAACCUCACAAGCAAGCCGCUUCCUACAUCUGUCGCAGAAUACAAGAAUCACCCACUAUAUGCCUUGAAGAGACAUUUAUUGAAAUUUGAAGCUUUGUACCCAGAAUCAGCUGCUGUAAUAGGAUAUUGCAAGGGAGAAGCAGUUUAUUCCAGGGAGUGUGUACACACAUUGCACACAAGAGAGACAUGGAUGAAGGAAGGAAAAGCCACCCGCAUCAAUGAGAAACCAUAUAAGAUGGUCAAACCAAGACCUAAAUGGAAAAAAGGAAUAGGUAUGAUCAAGACAGAAGAGAGUACCCUGGGGAUAUUUGGGGAGUGGCAAGUUGAAGACUACAUUCCCCCUCCUGCAGUAGAUGGCAAGGUGCCUCGUAAUGAGUAUGGAAACGUGGAACUCUUCAAACCUACCAUGUUACCUGCUGGCACUGUUCAUCUCAAGAUUGCAGGAUUGAACAAGAUUGCCCGUAAGCUUGAUAUAGAUUGCGCCCCCGCCAUGAUGGGAUGGGACUUCCAUUCAGGUUACAUCCACCCUGUAUUGGAUGGAUUUGUUGUCUGUGAGGAGCAUGUAGAGGUGUUGGUUGCAGCUUGGGAAGAAGAUAGAGCAGAACAAGAGAAGAAAGAAAAAGAGAAAAGGGAAGCCAGAGCCAUGAACCACUGGAAACUCUUUAUCAAAAGCCUGCUUAUCAGGGAAAGACUUAAAGAGAGGUAUGGCAAGAAUGAUCCCAACUUAGACUCUCCCGGUACAUCGCAGCAAUCAGAGAAAGAAGGAAGAAAGGAUGCCAGUCCAGUGAAGGCCUCAUGGCCUGAAAACAAGAUGACUGCUUUCACAGGUGAUGAAGGAAAUCUUCUGCCAUUCGAGAAGAAAAUAAGUAAGAAGAAGAAAAAGCGAUAGUUUCUGAAGUUCACUAUAUUCAGUGGUGUCUUUCGAACGGUUGUUUUCAUAUGUUACCCUCCCAUUGUAUUCUUUGUCAGUAAUAUGUAUUUGACCUGACAUCAUAAGUGCCACAAGCCAUCAUUUGCUGCAUAAAAGAUCAGGACCAAGUAUCCAAAGGUAAGCAAGCAAUUAGAAAACAGAAAAAAAUAAGCUUGUAGAUUGGUUGUAUGCAAAUAUUGUUAAAAAAAGGAUUGGUAACUGAUGGGGAGAGUUGUUUCAUUUAUCCACUUGAUUGUAAAACUUUGUUAGGGUAUGCAGGUACGCAUUUGGGUACUUUUGUUAGGUACAUUUUCUGUCGGCUUUGUGAAUAUUGAAAAUAAACUUACAGACCUUUUUCACAUAUGAUAAGUUUUAAUGACAGUAUAAUCAGGUGUAAAUAACCUCAGGGGAGCUGUCUGUGAUUCAUGAAGUGUCCUUCUGAACGUUAUUCCUAUGAAUUUUUCUCUGAUUCGAGAUCAUAGCUUCCUUGGCUUUGCAGUACAAUGAAUGUUUAUAUUUUAAAAAUAUGUAUAUAAUGCUUAUAAAUUAGAUAUAUUUUGUUAUAUCUUAAUGGAAAAUAUGAGCAUGAGUAAAAAAAAUUGAGUGUUUUUAAAUGAUAAUUAUGUAUUUACUUUCAAAGUCAAUUAAUACAGUACUGUUAGUGUACUAGAUUGUGUGUGUGUAAGGAUACUAAAAUGGAAGUGGAUGACUGUCGCUCUAUUUUGUAUCUUUUAUCUUAUAUGAGUUUGAAUAUAUUAACAUAUUUUAUUUAACCUAUGUGCCAAAUACAAUACAUGGAAGCCUGUGUAUUUUCAGAUAAUCAUUUAGCUAAUAUUUACGUCAGUGAUAUAGAUCAUAGAAGGUAUCGUGUAUUAUGGUAGGUGCUGUAAAUGUGGAACUAAGUAUUUACAUUGAAAACCAGUCAGAAUACAUUAUCAUGUUAAUCAAAAUAAAUAUUUAAUUUGUCAAACUCUUCACAGUACACACAAUUGCAUUAACAUAAACAUAUGAUGACAUUUUGAAUAAAACAUGGAGUAGCAUAUUUUAAA